AUGACGGAUGUGACGUACAGUUACUCACGACUCCGCAAGGAGUUUGGGCGGAUGCCGGAGUUCCAGGCCAACGAAGGAGAAAUUUUGGUGGACAUCGCCCCCAACCGCAGUUUAAAAAACCACUAUACCCAACUAGAUCCCUGUGAGACGGUGAUCCAAAAUGUACCAUCGCUCUCCGAAUCGGGAACAAAUACAGAGCGCAUUCAACUCAGACACCACGCGCAGUCGCACAGCGAAGGUGGAUGGCCGCAUGGUGUUGAUCCCACUGAGUUUGAGGAAAAAAUGAAAUACUGCAGGAAGGUAGAGCGCGAGGAGAGUUAUCUCUCUUCCUGCCGCCGCCUCAUUCAGCAGUGCACAGAUAAGUACGUCAAGCAGAAUAACGCCAUAGACAUUUAUGGCACAUACUUUCCUGAAGGUCCCCCAGUCGAAGAUGAGUCUUUAGGGACAGCAUCCGCAAAGAUCACCUCUGUGUUCAAGGACCCCAGUGCGGAGAAGCGAACCGCGGCAGCGAUUACGUGGCAGAACGAUGGUCGGAGGUUUGCAGUGGCGUACUGCCGUUUGCGUUUCCAAAGCAAUACCUCUACAAUGAACACAAAUUCUUUCGUCUGGGACGCACUGAAUCCAAAUGCACCGGUGGAAACUCUGGUUACUUCAUCACCGUUGUGUUGUAUUGAGUACUACACAAAAGACCCCCAUAUCAUUGCCGGCGGAAGCUGGAACGGAGUUGUGCAGUACUGGGACACACGGCAACCGACGAGGCCUGCCUCCCGUUCCCUCAUCGAGACAAGCCACAAGGACCCCGUGUGGGCCGUCAAAUGGUUGCAAAGUAAGUCGGGUGAGUUGCUUUCAGUGUCCACUGAUGGUGACGUCCACGUAUGGGACUGCCGUAUUCCUGACAAGCCCGUAGAACUUCAGCGGCUCCCGGAAGACUCCGUGAGGUUGCAACCAAAGAACAAUGAAGGUGGCUCAAAAGGUGUUCUGGGAGGUCUGUGCUUGGACUAUGACCCACAGGUGGGUGGUCCGUCGAAGUAUAUGAUUGGAACCGAACAGGGAACAAUCCUUUCGUGUAACAGGAAGGGAAAAACACAAGCAGAUAAACUGGGGCCGAACACAUUCAACGGACAUCAUGGACCUGUGUAUUCGGUGCAACGAAAUCCGUUCUUCUCCAAGUACUUCCUUUCGGUUGGUGAUUGGACGGCGCGGAUGUGGUUUGAGGACUUUAAAUUUACGCCCUUGUUUAGUACCUUUUACCACAAAUCUUACCUCACUAGCGGGGCAUGGCAUCCCGCACGACCGGGAGUUUUCUUCACAACGCGUAUGGAUGGUUACCUUGACCUAUGGGACUUGAUGUUGCGGCAAACAACGCCUGCGUUGAGCGUCCAGGUUUCUGAUUACGCACUGCACACCGCUAAACCCACAUCAGAGGGCAAACACAUUGCUGUCGGUGGCAUUGACGGUAAUGUAACACUGUUGGAGUUGUCGCCCUCCCUUUACACAUGCAUGAGUGACGAAAAGUUCCAAAUUGGACAACUGUUGGAAAACCAGAGCAUCCGUGACAAGAACUUAGACCGUGCAGCCAAGGAAAAGAGGACCGCAGCCAGGCAACGUCAGCGUCGCAGCACAGUGCUAGGCGAAAGCCAUAAGAGCUCUGAUGAAGUCACAGAGCAGCUUGAAAAAGUUACCGAGGAGUACCAAACCACCGUAAAAAGUGAGAAGGAGCGCGAUGACGAGCAACGCACGGAACUGGAGUGCGCCCGGAUGAAAUUACUGGAGGACAUCAGUGGGGGAAUAGAUGUUGAUUCGGAUUGA
Messenger RNA from Trypanosoma brucei brucei TREU927, 1809 nucleotides. RefSeq names its product dynein, putative. Gene Ontology annotation, molecular function: dynein heavy chain binding; dynein light chain binding. NCBI's taxonomy places the organism in Eukaryota, Euglenozoa, Kinetoplastea, Trypanosomatida, Trypanosomatidae. The record is from RefSeq and is a predicted model, not a curated record. Gene Ontology annotation, cellular component: outer dynein arm. Bases 1 to 1809 code for a protein of 602 amino acids. The transcript has a single exon. Gene Ontology annotation, biological process: cilium movement; outer dynein arm assembly.